CAGUUCGGCCCAAUUUUCGAUGAAAUGCGGGCUGUUUUAUCAACACGGAAUUUUUCACGCUGGCUUUUCAAGCAAUAGGUGUAAAUAUAUAUAUUACGAUGUAAUAAGGUAAUUAAUCAUGAAAAGAGUGAAAAUCAAGUCAAAAAGACCAAAUCCAUUGUUUGAACUUUGGUUAGAAGAAUGGAAAAAAGAAGCUGCAUUCAGAAAUUCUACUUUGGAGCAUAAUUUUUCAAAGGCACUUGCUUCUUUGAAAAAAUAUCCUUUACCAUUAAAUUCUGGGAAAGACUGUAUAAUAUUGAAAGACUUUGGUACAAAAUUAUGCUUGAUGUUGGAUAAAAAACUUGAAGAGUAUAAAGCUCAAACUACAGAUACAAUAAACAAAGAUGAUUUAGUUUGUACCCACUGUGAUUUUAAUAGGCAACAUACACCUGAAAAGAGAUAUAAAUCACAAAAUGUUUUAGAUACUAAUUACGUGCACGAAGAGAUAGAACUGGCAAUAUUUGAUAAGUUGAACUUAUCAGCAUGGGACUUAGAGAAUUAUGCAGCUUUAUUGACUUUAUAUAAAAAAACACAAUGCCCUUAUUAUUCAGGGUUUGUUAUGGAGACAGAUUUAUUGUGUGAAAUUAUAAAUUUGUGUAGACAUGUAUCAAAGGAUUCAAUUUUCAAUUUGGUUGACAAUGGUUUAUUUUCUAUGAGAGAUGAUCCUAUCAGAUAUAAUCUCACAGACCAUGGCACAAAUAUUGCUAAAAAGAUAUGUGAAAUUGCUGCUAUUGAUGUUAAAUUGAUAAAGUCUUCUGAAGACCUAAAUCAGAUUCAAAUAUCUUUAAAGUCAUUUAUCAGUGAUAAAGUUACAAAUGUAGCUACAUCUAAUGGAAGUUCUAAGAAUGUUCAGAAUGAUACGUCUUCAAAACUUUAUAAAUCUAAGUCUGUAGAAUUUCCUAUAAGCACACAGCCUGAUAAAUAUUUUACGCAACAAAAAUAUAAGAAAAAGGCAAAACAUAUAAAUAAUUGUGAGUUAAUUGAAGGAAGCAGUAAGAAAGCAAAUUUUACUGAUAAUAUUGAGAGAAACAUUUACUUGGAACCAAAUAAAUUUGAUAUAAUAUUGUUAGUAGACACUCAGGAGAUUUGUGGUGGUAAAACAAAACCUCAGCAUGAUGCUACAAUAGUUGAACUGACCCAACUUGGUGUAUUAUUUGAGAUACGACAUUUGAAAGUUGGUGAUUUCGCGUGGAUCGCUAGAUGUAGAAUUACAAACAAUGAAUUAAUUUUACCGUAUAUAGUAGAAAGAAAACGAAUAGAUGAUUUGAGCUCAAGUAUCACAGACGGAAGAUUUCACGAACAAAAGUUUAGAUUAAAGCAAUCGGGAAUUACAAAUCUUAUGUAUAUAAUUGAGGAAUAUAAGAAAGAACAACGACUGGCAAUACCAUAUUCAUCAUUGAUGCAAGCUUCUAUUAAUACUUUGAUACAAGAUGGUUUUUCAGUCAAAUAUACAAGGAAUCAUAAAGAUUCCAUGUUGUAUUUGUCAUCUUUAACAAAGAUUUUAAUAAAAGUUUUCAAGGGAAAGAAUUUAGUAGGUUGUGGAAAAGAAAUUGUUACACAGGCAGAUAGUUCAAACAACAUUUGUAAUCUUAUGGAAUUCGGAGAGUUCAAUAAAGGAGCAUCUAAACAAAAAGUAUUUAAAGUAAAUGAAAUGUUUAUCCGCCAACUACUGCAAUUAAAAGGAAUUUCCGUGGAUAAAGCUUCUGCUAUCGUGGAACGUUAUCCAACCCCGCGGACAUUAAUUAAUGCGUUUCAAACGCCCGGUUGCAAUGCGGAAUUAUUAUUAGCAAAUAUUGAAUACGGAAAUAAGAAAUCUGUGGUCGGACCGGUAAUUAGCAAAACAAUUUAUCAAUUAUACACUAACAAGAAUUUAAAAUGAUUCUUGAUAACUUAGAAGACUACAUUUUAUUAUUGAAAUAAGACUACCUUGUAUGUUAUAUAUCAUAUGAUCACGUUUUGAUAAAUGAAAUUCAUGAAUAAGAAGAAAAUCUGAACUUACCUUUUAUUCUUACUUACAUAUUUCGACAAAAUGCAUACACUAUUAUUAUAGGGUUUCAAUAAAUUAGUGCAACAAUUUACUUUGCUAUAAAAUCAUUUGUAAUAUCAGUUUCUUAGUGUGAUUAAGUUAUAUCAAUUAUAUCCAUCGAUUAUCAAAAUCUUACGUCGAAGUAGCUGUUUCAUCAUUGCGAUCAGUCGGAUUGCAAGUAGAUGUGAAAGAUCAUUCUCUCAUUGACAGAAACAUUGUAAAAUACGACAUGCACGCUUUAACUGUCUUUUAAUUAAAAUAAGUUAAUUGCUAAUAUGUUACCAAGGGCAUAAACUUGACCAAUGUUAUUUAUCGAUACGUACUUUUCCAAAGUUUUGAAUGUCCAUCUCGUAUAAUCCUCCUGCGCUCAAAAUACAUGGUCUGUUGCAUCCUAUUUGCAUAGUGUAAAGUACCUUUCGAAAUCUUACUGGCAUCUCGUACCACUUCGAGCUGUAUCUGUUAGAAAAUUCAGGAACACAUCUAGGAAAUAGUAUUGACAAAUGUUAUGUCACAUAUUAUGGUACUUACACGGUUUCUGGUAACAAUAAAGCAUGGUUCAGUAAGAUUUGUCCAAAUAGACUGAUAAAAAACAAAUGAAAUUUCUGUGCAGCAAGGAACAAGACAAAUCUCAUAACUUCUGUAGGUUGAUCCAUAUACAGAAUAAUCUGUAAAAUAAAUGUAUGAAGAUCUACAUCAUUGAUAUACAAGGGUGAAAUUGUUCUUACUUGAACAGCAGUGAUGCUGAUGAGCACCAUAUUUAUUCCGACCUGCACCAAAUUCAAGAUCUGGCUACAUUUCUGUAAAGUGAUGAAAAAGCUAGAAAAAUAAAGAAAAAGCAAAUCAGAUGAACUCUGAGUACUUAAACCCGUUUAUAAGUCGUUCUUUUUAUGGAACCCGGUACAAACUGGAGAGCUCUAUGAUGUGUAAUUACGCAUCGUCUAAACUGUUUGUAUCUGUUGUUCUCCAUUGCAGUUUCAUUUGGGCAACAGGAAGCUUUAAUAUAAAUUAAAUACCAUGGAAAACAAAAAUAUUUACCCACAUACGUCAAAUAAUCCACUAGCAUGAUGAAUGAUAAGCAUGUAUAAGGAAUCUACGGUGACGAUUAUUAAUAUGCAAAUGCAGGAGGUCCAAGACAAUUGCAAAUGAAUGGUGAAAAAAUGAUCAUCAACUUCUAUAAAUAUAUAAUUAACAUUGAACAGUAGUCGUCGUCGACGAGUUUCAUUCAAUGGAAUAAUGAUAUCCAAUGUUGGAGGAAUUAACGGAAUAUAUAGAAACAAUACUAAAAAUGACAAUAAAGUGGCUGAAAGAAAUAUAUGGAAAUUGAAGAAUUGAACACACAGUUGCCAUGUACAUUAUUAGGAGAUAUAUGAAAAUAUACUUCUAUACAAGUUUGCAAUUCUG
Osmia lignaria (orchard mason bee) is the source of this 3466-nucleotide messenger RNA. It is a transcript of the gene mus81, whose product is annotated as mus81 structure-specific endonuclease subunit. Gene Ontology annotation, biological process: mitotic intra-S DNA damage checkpoint signaling; DNA catabolic process; resolution of meiotic recombination intermediates. Lineage: Eukaryota; Metazoa; Arthropoda; Insecta; Hymenoptera; Megachilidae. Gene Ontology annotation, molecular function: crossover junction DNA endonuclease activity; DNA binding; 3'-flap endonuclease activity. Gene Ontology annotation, cellular component: nucleus; Holliday junction resolvase complex. The record is from RefSeq and is a predicted model, not a curated record.